AAUGUUUAAUAACAUCAUAUCUUAUGAUUCAUAAGUAAAAUAAUUAACAAAUCAUUUUCAUUAAAAGUUAAUUAAAAUUAAUUGUUUUUAUCAUCUAAUUUGUGGCCAAAUAAACUUAUUAUUAUCAACUCUAAUGUUGAGAUCAACUAAAUGGUGAUAAUAAAGUAUUUAUCAAUUGGUUGUGUUUGUGUUGGUUACCUAAUUGACUGUUAAAACAUAGUUUUGUUAACAUUGUUUUAAAUAUUGGUUUUUGUGACCAAUUUAUUGGUUAAUGAUGUCAGAAGUAGAUCCCGAAACACUUCUUGAGUGGCUGUCUAUGGGCAGCGGUGAUGAACGAGACAUGCAGUUGAUAGCACUGGAACAGCUGUGUAUGUUGUUGUUGAUGUCGGAUAAUGUCGACCGAUGUUUUGAAAGUUGUCCUCCGCGCACAUUUUUGCCGGCCUUAUGUCGCAUAUUUCUGGACGAAUGCGCUCCCGAUAAUGUCUUGGAGGUGACGGCUCGAGCCAUCACUUAUUAUUUGGAUGUAUCGGCUGAAUGCACCCGACGUAUUGUGGCCGUUGACGGCACUAUUAAAGCGAUGUGCAAUCGAUUAGUUGUGGCCGACGUGAACUCCCGGACCAGCAAAGAUCUGGCCGAACAAUGUAUCAAAGUUUUAGAGCUGAUCUGUAGCCGUGAAGCAGGAGCUGUGUUUGAGGCCAGUGGCCUGAAUUGUGUCCUCACAUUUAUUCGUGACAACGGUUCUCAUGUACACAAAGAUACACUUCAUUCAGCAAUGACAGUCGUGUCCCGACUGUGCGGCAAAAUGGAGCCAAACGACCAGUCAUUAAAUACUUGUGUCGAAUCGUUGUCUCAACUUCUCAAACAUGAGGACAAUCAUGUGGCCGAUGGAGCGCUCAAAUGUUUUGCAUCUCUUGCCGAUCGAUUUACCCGCCGUGGUAUAGAUCCGGCACCAUUGGCUGCUUAUGGACUUACAGAUAAUCUAUUAAUACGUUUACAAAGUAUUGCUAAUCCUGUAUCUCAUUUGCCAACGAGUUUGUCAAUAACAUCCCCAGCAAUAGCUACGUCAACAUCUGAUACUAAAACUCCUACUUCUGUCUCAAUUGUUAUAAGUCUUCUCUCAACUUUAUGUCGCGGUUCACCACAAAUAACAUAUAAUCUUUUAAGAUCUCCAUUGAGUGAAGCCAUUAAAUCUUCAUUACAAGGUGACGAACGAUGUAUUUUGGAUACAAUGCGUUUGGUUGAUCUGCUCGUUGUAUUGCUUUUUGAAGGCCGAAGAGCAUUACCAAAAUCAGUGGCCACUUCUUCAUUAAACACGUCUCGUUUACCAUCAUUUCGACGUUUAGAUCGUCUCGACUCAGCCGGUGAACGAACACAUAGACAGCUAAUUGAUUGUAUUCGCUCUAAAGAUACGGAUGCACUGAUUGAUGCCAUUGACUCGGGUGGAGUUGAAGUUAAUUUUAUGGAUGAUGUGGGACAGACACUAUUGAAUUGGGCGUCAGCUUUUGGCACUCAAGAAAUGGUUGAGUUUUUAUGCGACAGAGGCGCUGAUGUAAAUCGCGGACAACGAAGUUCAUCACUUCAUUACGCGGCCUGUUUUGGUCGACCUAAUGUCGUUAAAGUACUUUUAAGACACGGAGCUAAUCCUGAUCUGAGAGAUGAGGACGGAAAGACACCAUUAGAUAAAGCAAGGGAACGGACUGAUGAGGGACAUAGAGAAGUGGCUUCAAUAUUACAAACUCCGGGUGAAUGGAUGACAUCAAACACUGUGUCAAGAAGUGAACCCAAGUCUAGUCCUAAUGAUGUAAAACAAGACGAAGUUGAAGACCCAACUCCUGGAAUGUAUGGCGACAAUGAAAUGUCACCGAUAUAUCUACGAAGUUUGUUACCAGUAUUUUGCAGUACUUUUCAAAAUACUAUGAUUCGUACGGUUCGCAAGUCAUCACUGAAUUUGAUCCGCAAAAUGACUCAUUAUAUACCAACUGAUCAAAUGGAUUCGAUAAAUGAAUCUGUUCCUAAUCUACCGAUUCAAUUGGUCGAAGUCACUGCUAAUGUAUUGGACAAUGAAGAAGACGAUGACUGCUAUUUUAUUGUAUUGCAAAUGAUUACAGAUCUCAUGACUAAAGGGCCGCAAAUAUUUUUGGAUCACUUCGCCAGACUUGGAGUUAUGAAUAAAGUUCAAGCACUGGCCGGACAAUCAGCACAGACAUCCAAUGAGGACGAGUAUAUUGAUAAAAAAGAUGGCGAUGAAGACGAUGCGUGCAAUGAGGACGCGCGAGAAUUGGUGGCCGGACGACCUUAUCAUUGGCGAGAUUGGAAUUGUGUUCGAGGACGAGAUUGUCUGUAUUUGUGGUCAGAUUCUGCUGCACUUGAAUUAUCGAAUGGUUCUAAUGGUUGGUUUCGCUUUAUUCUUGAUGGAAAACUGGCUACAAUGUACUCUUCGGGAUCACCUGAAGGAGGAACUGAUUCUAACGAAAAUAGAGGAGAAUUUCUCGAAAAGUUACAGAGAGCCAGAACUCAAGUUAAACCAGGAAUGAUGUCUCAAAGUUUUUUAAGUAGUUCCGGACCAACACGUCUGACAAUUGGUAAUUGGACUCUUCAGUGUCGACGUGACGGCGAAAUAACAAUCAGCAAUUCAGACGGUGCCCAACAAACAACAAAUCUCAGAGAAGAUUUAGCCGGUUUUAUAUUUGAAUCAAAUCGCGGUACAAAACAUUCAUUCACAGCCGAGACCUCAUUGGGUUCUGAAUUUUCUGCGGGUUGGUUGGGUCGUAGAGGCAAACGAUUGCGCUCUAAACUCGAAGCACUGAAAGCCAAAGUGCGAACCCAAGCAAAAGAAAUUCAUGAAACAUAUUUCAAGACCGCACAGUCCACUCCUCGAUCAACUGUAGCCAAGUUAGGCAAUAUUGUGGCACAAAUUGAAAGGAUUGCCGAUAAACUAUAUUCACGUAAACAUAGUAACGAUUGGAAAACCAAUUUACAGUCGGCGCUCAAAGAAUUGUCACUUUUAUUGAAAGAUGAAAAAUGUGUUUCUGCUUAUGAAAUACAUUCAUCCGGUUUAGUUCAGGCACUGCUCAAACUGUUGGCCAAAACGCCGAAUCAAUUUUCGUGGACUAAUAGCUCAUCAGACAGAAUAUCUAGAGAUAGAACAGAUAUUUUCAAGAAUAUUAUCGGAAACGAAAUCAUUGCAACAGCUCUUAUUAAAAAACUGGUCUCAGUUUUAGAAUCUAUAGAAAAAUUACCUGUUUAUCUGUAUGACUCUCCUGGUUCUGGAUAUGGUCUGCAAAUUCUCACCCGAAGAUUACGAUUUCGAUUAGAGAAAGCUUCCGGAGAGACCACAUUAAUUGACCGCUCGGGUCGUUGUCUUAAAACUGAGCCGUUGACAACAGUAUCACAAUUGGAAAAAUAUUUGAUUAAAAUGGUUGCUAAACAAUGGUAUGACUUUGAUAGGUCUUCCUUUGCUUUCGUCAAAAAGUUGAAACAAUAUAACACAAGAAUUCGUUUCACUCACGAGAGAGACUUUGAUACAAAUGGUGUGAUCUAUUGGAUUGGUACUAAUGGCGGCACUGUUAGCGAAUGGGUUAAUCCCGCACACGUAGGACUUGUUGUGGUGACUUCAUCUGAAGGCAAAAAUCUGCCGUACGGUCGACUCGAAGAUAUUCUUAAUCGUGACUCGUCUGCACUCAAUUGUCACACUAAUGAUGACAAGAAAGCUUGGUUUGCAGUCGAUUUGGGUUUGUGGUUAAUUCCAUCGGCGUAUACUUUAAGACACGCUCGAGGCUAUGGACGAUCAGCUCUUAGAAAUUGGUUGUUCCAAACUUCCAAAGAUGGUGUCAAUUGGAUAACACUAUACACUCAUAUCGAUGAUUGUUCUCUUAACGAACCCGGAUCUACAGCUACUUGGAAUCUAACGGUACCUUCUGAUGAAAAACAAGGUUAUCGAUACAUUCGGGUACAACAAACCGGAAAGAAUGCGUCGUCACAAACACAUUAUCUGUCACUCUCUGGCUUUGAGAUAUACGGAACAGUUGUUGGUGUUUGUGAUGACUUAGGAAAGGCUGCCAAAGAAGCUGAAGCUAAUCUUAGACGUCAGCGUCGUAUAGUUAGGCAACAGCUCAGGCAUAUGGUUCCCAAUGCUAAAGUUACGAGAGGUCCUGAUUGGAAAUGGCGAGAUCAGGAUGGAGCACCCACUAGUGAAGGUGUGAUAACGAGUGAAUUACAUAACGGUUGGAUAGACAUACAAUGGGAUCACGGGGGCAGUAAUUCAUAUAGAAUGGGUGCUGAAGGCAAAUAUGACUUACGACUCGCUGAUGGAUAUAAUCCCGACUCAAUUUUGGUCAAAUCAAGUACAACUACAACAUCGACAACCUCUCAACUUUCAACUUUAACUUCUGUGGCCAUAACUAACACAACUGAUUCAAUAGCAGCCAAAGGUUCAGUGUCUACACUUAAUUCAAUGUUUCCGGGCCGCAAGUCUAGUUCAACUUCAAGUCUUUUAGAGCCGUCAUCAUCAAGCAGUCGUAUAACAGUGGCCUGUACUGAACAGGCCUCAUCGGCCGACUCAUUAAUCGCUCGUAAAUCCAUGAUUGCGGGCAGUCUUACCCGAUCUGCUGGAGACUCAUCACUUUGUGAUCCAAAGAGUAAUGAAAAUGUUGUUUCAAUAGGACUGUCGCCCACUCAAGAAGAGACAGAGGAGUCAUUGGCAGAAAGUGAUAGACCAGACACACCCACACCUACACAUACUGAUGAUAGUCAAAGGCGUAGCUCAUCCAGCUCUACCAUCAAAACUGGUGAUCACUCUAUUCGCUCCAAUAAUAACACCAAUAAUAUGUCAGUUUCAGUGCCAAAUCUGACUCUUAAUACUAUUAAUGUUAAUGAUUCAACUGUUGGACUAUUGGACGCAUUUGCAUCGGCAGCGGCCGCACGGCGUCGCACUCAAUUGAAUACAAAUUCAAACAAUAACUCAAACAAUGCCGCAAAUAACGCAAAUGCCGGCAAUUCAUUGCUUUCUCGUGGAUCUAAUAACGUUUGUAGUUUAGUUCGUAUGGCACUCAGCUCUAACUUUCCCGGAAAUCUUCCAGAAAUAUUAGCCGAUUUAUUGGAGGAAAUGUCCAUUAAUUCGGAUUCACCUAAUAGUGCUGCCAAUAAUCUCUUACAAGGAGCUCUAAGCGCAGCUCAAAGUUACCCAAGUCUUUCCACUGCAACUUCAAACACCACAUUAACAUCCAGUCAAUCAACUGCUAACUCAAUGAGCGCCUCCACCACUACAGGUGCUAACAAUUUGGUUAACUCAUCGCAAGCGCACCAUUCAUUGAAUCACAAUCAGGGUCUCACAAUGUCACUUACUUCGACCACAUCAUCUGAAUCUGAACCAGAUUUUCUUGAGAACUGUCACUCAACAACUUUGUUAGCAGAUCUUGAAGAUGAAGAGGAAUUGCCUGAACCAGAGGAUGAAAAUGAAGACGAUGGUAAUGAAGACGAUGAUGACUAUGAAUCAGAAAUGUUAGACGAAGAGUGUUAUGAUAUGAGAGUAGGAAAGAGAAAGAAUUGGGACGACGAGUAUGUUUUAAAACGACAAUUUAAUGAUCUCAUACCUGCAUUUGAUCCAAGACCYGGAAGAACUAAUGUCAACCAAACUACUGAUUUGGAGAUAUCGUUACCCACAUCUCAAGAGACAAUUUUUAAAACUGAGAAAGUGUCUCAACAGCCGCGACUAUUUUUGACACUUCGUGGACCUAAUCUAUCAAAUGCUGGCGAACUUGAGAUGGAUUUAUUGAACCCCGAGUGGACACUAUUUUCAUCUGUUCAACAUCUCAUUCAACAUUCUGAUUGCAGUACAAAACAGGAAAAAACACGACGUGUUUGGGAACCGACUUAUGUUAUCAUAUAUAGAGAAUCCAAACCUAAUGAUGAUAUUAGUACUGCUUUUUCCACACAAAUGUCUCAAUUAAGAACUGUUUCGUCUUCUAAUUCAAAAGAAACUUUAAUGACAACACCUCUUUAUAAGAGGCGUAGAGUAUUGUCGACAUCAGUUGAUGUGUCAAAUGGUGCCACAGUUGAUGAAGUGCUACAACUGAUGAGGAUAUUGUAUUCAAUGUUAAAUGAAUUAAAAUCAGAACCAAUGUCUUUAUCUCAAUUGUCACUAAAUGAAUCACAGAUUUUGGUGAAUAUCGAAGAAUUUAUUAGCAAAAAGAUUACAAAUAAACUUCAACAACAAAUUCAUGAUCCGUUGGUAUUGGUAUCCAAUUGUACACCUGAUUGGUGCCAAUACUUGACAAACAUAUGUCCAAUGCUUUUCCCAUUUGAAGUCAGACAGACAUACUUUUUAUCGACAGCAUUUGGUACUUCCAGAUCUAUUGUAUGGCUUCAAAAUCAAAGAGAUAGCACUUUAGAUAGAGUGAGAGGACCAUCUCCGAGACGCGAUGAUCCACACGAUUUCCGUGUCGGUCGACUUAAACAUGAAAGGGUUAAAGUUCCCCGAGGGGAUCGUCUACUUGAUUGGGGAGUCCAUGUUAUGAACAUUCACGCAGACAGAAAAGCCAUAUUAGAAGUGGAGUUUGUCGAUGAAGAAGGCACUGGAUUGGGACCAACUUUAGAAUUUUAUGCACUAAUUGCAGCUGAACUUCAAAGACGUGAUCUCGGCAUUUGGUUAUGCGAUGAUGAACUUAUGACUGCUGUCAAUGAGACACCAGUAGAUAAGGGAGAGGGUAUCAAACCUGUUGGAUAUUAUAUAAGUUUAAGUUAUGGUUUAUUUGCGGCUCCACUUCCAAACAAUUCAAAACAAAUGGACAAUGCAGUCAAGUUGUUCCACUUUUUGGGCAUUUUUAUUGCCAAAGCACUUCAAGAUAAUCGUUUAGUAGAUCUACCACUUUCUCAGCCUUUUCUUAAACUGAUAUCACGUGCCGGCGCUUCUAUGAAAUUGAACUCUAAUAAUACUUAUCUUAUAACUGGCAAUACUGUUGAAGAAGAUGAUACUAUAAGCUCAUCAAUUAGUCCCAUAUGUGAUGACGAUCUGCUUUUACUUGAAAGAGAAGAAAUGGGAAGAGAAGCCAAACUUAAACGUGAAAAACAUGAAAUCAAGUCUAAGUCCUGGAUCUAUGGUAUACUCGAUAUGAAAGAUCUGAAUCUCGUGAAUCCAAUUCAAGCUCGCUUUUUACAACAAUUGAGUGAAUUGGUUCAACAAAAACAACGCAUACUAUCAGAUACAAGUCUGACGUGGGAAGACCGCAACAAUCAGAUCCGAAAUCUUUGCAUUCCUUUAUCUCAAGCACAGCCACCCGUAAGACUCGAAGAUYUGGGCCUUACAUUCCAAUAUUAUCCUCCAUCGAGAGUAUUUGGUUACUCAGCUGUUGAUUUAAAACCAAAUGGAGAACUCGAAGACGUGACUAUUGACAAUGUGGAGGAAUAUGUUGAGCUAAUGAUGGACUUUAUACUUCAUACGGGAAUUAAGAAACAAAUGGAUGCUUUUCGAGAUGGUGUUAACCGAGUCUUUCCCAUUGAGCGCUUGAGUUUAUUUUCACCGGAAGAGAUCAGACUUAUGCUUUGCGGUGAACAGACACCUAAUUGGACGCGAGAAGACAUUAUUAAAUUUACUGAACCUAAACUCGGAUAUACAAGAGAGAGUCCCGGUUUUCUGAGAUUUGUGAACGUUUUAGUCGAUAUGAAAGGCGAUGAAAGGAAAUCAUUCUUGCAGUUUGCCACCGGAUGCUCAUCACUACCACCGGGAGGGUUGGCUAAUCUUCACCCCAGAUUGACUAUUGUCCGAAAAGUUGAUGCCAGUGAAUAUUCCUACCCAUCAGUCAACACUUGUGCCCAUUACCUAAAAUUACCGGAAUAUCCAAAUGAAGAGAUAAUGCGGGAAAAGCUUUUGACCGCAACUAAAGAGAAAGGCUUUCAUCUUAACUAAAGUCACCACAACUCAAGUCUCGACAUAAAAUCAAUUCAUUUUUUGCGGUUUUAAAAUUAUAUUAUUAGUCUAUAUUUUAAUCAAUUAAAUAUUACAAUAUUCUAAAUACUACAGUAUAUUAGUCUAAAACAAAUAUUAUGGAAUAUAUUAUAUAUAUUACUGUUUUUUCUCAUUUUGUCUUUAAAUUGAGACAAAACAGUAUUAAGUUGAGUGUGAUAUU
Molecule: messenger RNA, 8123 nt
Organism: Oppia nitens
Lineage: Eukaryota; Metazoa; Arthropoda; Arachnida; Sarcoptiformes; Oppiidae
Gene: Ufd4
Product: E3 ubiquitin-protein ligase HECTD1-like
Exons: 17
Coding region: 272-7903 (2543 amino acids)
Biological process (GO): proteasome-mediated ubiquitin-dependent protein catabolic process; anatomical structure development; protein K63-linked ubiquitination
Cellular component (GO): nuclear speck
Molecular function (GO): ubiquitin protein ligase activity; metal ion binding; protein binding
Source: RefSeq, a predicted model, not a curated record